AUGUCGUCACAUAAACCAGCAGUGAUCGUGGCCUAUGGCGCGUGGCAUGAACCAGCUCAUUUCGAGCCCCUCGCCAAAGUCCUUCGCUCCAAGGGCUACAAAGUCAUAACUGUCUGGUUACCGAGUGUGCAUUACGAGAAGCUGAACCAACCGGUGCCUAAAGGUCUGGUAGAGGACGUCGAGGCUAUCCGAGGACCCGCCCUGUCCGAGCUCAACAGCAAUCCGGAUACCGACGUCCUCAUCUUGGGACAUUCAUCCGGCUCCCUGCCCGGCUCCGUGGCGUAUCAGGGGCUCGACAAGGAUGCGCGUCGUUCAGCGGGUUAUAGCAACGGGAUUCAUGAUGUGCCUGUCGACGAGGCGCAGAGAUGGGCGUCGAUGCUCAAACCUUUUGUCUUUGACGCAAAUCUGGCCCCAGUGCCGUACGCGGGAUAUCUUGUCGUGCCGACCUAUUUUCUCCUGUGCGAAGACGAUCGUGCGCUGGGCCCGGAUAUUCAGAGGUACAUUGUGAACGAGGCGAAUAAGGAGAUGCCGGAAGGGAAAGAGGUUAUAGUCACGAGUAUACAGAGCGGGCAUAGUCCUUUCUUGAGCCGAGUCGACGAGAUGGCGGACUGGGUGAGACGAUGUGCAGGAGAGGAAUUCUGA
Messenger RNA from Exophiala xenobiotica, 642 nucleotides. RefSeq lists its product as uncharacterized. The transcript is spliced from 2 exons. The record is from RefSeq and is a predicted model, not a curated record. The coding region runs from base 1 to 642 and encodes 213 amino acids. Lineage: Eukaryota; Fungi; Ascomycota; Eurotiomycetes; Chaetothyriales; Herpotrichiellaceae.